ACACCGUCUCCUCAGCUGAUUGAUAGAAGCUGCUGGUAAGAGGAGCCCCCGUAUUCAGCUGCACACGAUCAGAGACCUAACAUGAAUGUGGCGCAUCUUGCUCUCACAGCCGCGCUUUUGGCUGCGAAUAGCGGCUUCGGUUACUCCAGCAGCCUCCCUUCAUUCAUCCUGCCGUUCACUGACUGCGUGCAGAGCCGUGGGAAAGACGGCUUCUACCGGGGAGCGAUAGACGUCACCGAGUCCGGCACCCGGUGCAUGAACUGGACCGAAGUGGCCGGCUUCAAGGAGCGCUACCCGGGGAAAGGAAUAGGAGAGCACAAUCACUGCCGCAACCCGGACGGCAGGAUCCGACCCUGGUGCUUUUUCAUGAACCACAGAGGCAGAGUGGACUGGGGGUACUGCGACUGUAAACAAGGUUCUGUGCGCCUGCAAGGAGGCCGCUCCAAGCUUGAUGGCAGGGUGGAAGUCUAUCUGGGAGGAGUGUGGGGGUCGGUCUGUAGCGAUGAGUGGGGGGACGAAGACGCUGCAGUGGUUUGCAGACAGCUGGGCAAGGGGAUCUCAGGUAGUGCACGUGCAGUUCCUCUGUUUCGUCCGGGGAUGGCUAAGCUCCAUUGGAGGGCGGUCCAUUGUCAGGGAGAGGAGCCAGACCUGCUCCAGUGUCCUAAGACUACCUGGAAUGGAGGGGAGUGUUCUCUGGCUGCAGCCAUCACCUGCACCCAGCAGCCAGAGAUAGCUGCGCUCCCUAUACGGCUUAUGGGAGGUCGAUCACGAUCAGAGGGCACAGUCGAGGUCUUCCAUGCAGGGCAGUGGGGUUCCAUAUGUGACGACCAAUGGGAUGACAGUGAUGCAGAGGUUGUGUGUCGACAACUAGGGCUGAGCGGUGUGGCGAGGGCAUGGGGCCAGGCACAUUUUGGCAAGGGUUCAAGCCGUGUGUGGCUGGAUGAGGUGCGGUGCACAGGCAAUGAGCUCACUCUGGAGCAGUGUCCAAAAAGUGCUUGGGGGGAACACAACUGUCUGCACUCUGAGGAUGCAGGAGUGUCCUGCAACCCUCUCACAGAUGGUACUGUUAGGUUGGUAGGGGGUGUAGGCAGUCAUGAGGGACGUUUAGAAGUCUUCUACCGUGGUCAGUGGGGAACAGUGUGUGAUGACGGCUGGAUAGACUCUAACACUCAAGUGGUGUGCCGACAACUUGGUUACAGAUUAGGUGAGACUCUGCUUUUUGAAGGACUAGACAUCACUCCAGUCCCACGGUUCGGGGUGGGGUCAGGUCCCAUUCUUUUGGAUGAUGUGAGUUGCACAGGGAAAGAGCCUAGCCUAUUGCUGUGCAACAGGAGGGAGUGGCUCCGCCAUGACUGCACACACCAUGAAGAUGUUAACAUCGCAUGCAGCCCUGAGCGUCAUGGAGAAAGUCUUCCAACCAGUUUGCCACUAAGGCUUGUGGGAGGAGAGAGCCCUAGGGAAGGCCGGGUGGAGCUCUAUCUGUCUGGACAAUGGGGGACUGUGUGUGAUGACGGAUGGACUGAUCGUGACGCUGAGGUGGUGUGCCGACAGUUGGGAUACAGUGGGGUGGCGAAGUCCCGUGUGAUGGCGUACUUCGGGGAAGGGACAGGACCUAUCCACGUGGACAAUGUGAAGUGCAGUGGCGAGGAGCGUUCGUUAGCUGACUGCAUCAAACAGGCGCCCGGCACGCACAACUGUCGCCACAGUGAGGACGCUGGGGUCAUCUGUGACUACGGUGAAUCGCAGCCCAUCUACAAAGAGGUCAAAGGUCAGUCAGACCCUGUCAAGUCAAUUUGUGGUCUGCGGCUCAAACACACUCGCCAGCGAAGAAUCAUAGGAGGAGAAAACUCUCUGAGGGGUGGCUGGCCAUGGCAAGCUGCGAUUCGUUUGCGAGGAUCUCGAGGAGACGGAAGAUUGGUGUGUGGAGCGACUCUCAUUGACACCUGCUGGGUCCUCACCUCGGCACACUGCUUCAAGAGGUAUGGAAACAGCACCAAGCAGUACAAAGUUAGAGUGGGCGACUACCACUCCCUCGUCCCUGAGGAAUAUGAAGAGGAGUACGCCGUUGAGCAGAUUGUCCUCCACCCAAGCUACCACUCCCAUAGCAAUGAUUACGACCUAGCCUUGGUUCAUCUGUCACCGGGGGCAGUGGGCCAGAUGCCGGGAGAGUGUGUGUCAUUUAGCCGUCAUGUUCUUCCCGCCUGUCUGCCCAUGAAGAAAGAGAGAGUGCUCAAACAAGCCAGCAACUGUCACAUUACCGGCUGGGGUGACACAGGCCGCUCAUACUCCAAGACCCUACAGCAGGCGCCGCUCUCUUUACUUCCCCGUCGUCACUGCCAGCAGCAUUUCCAUGGUGCCUUCACAAGCCGCAUGCUCUGUGCUGGCAGCAUCCAGCCAGAGAGGCGUGUGGACAGUUGCCGUGGCGACAGUGGAGGUCCCUUGGUGUGUGAGCGUCCGGGAGGGGGUUGGGUGGUUUACGGGGUCACGUCCUGGGGCCAUGCAUGCCGGACGCAACAGUCCCCUGGGGUCUACACCAAAGUCUCUGCCUUCAGCUCCUGGAUACGCAAGGUGAUUGGACGCAGCGACAGAAAAGAAAAAAGGCGAUAAAAGGUGAAUGAUGAAAGAUAUGACCUUUUGAUCAGGAAGAAUGACUCUGAAAAGACUUACUUGGUCAGGUGACAACUGAUGAAUAACUGAUGUCCUUGUACUGUGACCUGAUUAUCCAGUGAUGUAAGUUAUAACCUGACUUUUAAAUGAAGAGGACAAGGCGACGCUGGCCUUUUUCUCCUCUAGAAACGUUUUAUAUUUUUAGGAGAGAUGAAGGCAUGUCUUUUCUCUCAUCUAAGUCAUUAGCACUUAUUUUAAUGAUUUAAUAUUCUCAUGAAUGGCAAGAUAUCGGAUGAUGUUAAAUCUCAACUCAAGAAAAUGCCAUAACUUAAAUAUAUUUUUGUUGUUUCUUGUGAUAUUUCAUACUACACUAAAAUGUCUUCUCAAAAUAAUGUUUUCUGUGCUUGCUUUUGUUAUAUUGUAAUUUAUGAUAUGAAAUGUGUGAUUAAACAUGUUUUAAAAGGGACCACAGUGUGAAAACCAAUGUACAGUAUAAAUGCAUGCAGUCAUGCAGACACAGUAGGUAAUGGCAUGAAAGGAAUUUGCAGACUUGCACUACGACCCCCCCCAGGUACUUAAUGCAUGAUAUUCAAGCACUCAAGUCAUAUUGACAUUUGCCAAAGUUAAAUAUGUCUUUUAACCUCAUUUCAUUCUUGUUGUCAUGUAAUUUUCUCCAUUGUGCUUUUUGUUCUAGUGUGUAAAAAGCAGAUUUCAGGUCUUAUUACUUACUCAGGCAUUUAUAAUUUAUAUCCAGUCAGUAUUUGUCUUUGACUCAGUGCUGCUUGACAUUUGCAGAGAAAGGAGGAGACUGAAGUGUUUGUGAAUCAAAGCACAUAACAAUGUUGAUUUGUCAUAUCAACACUGUUAAUUCAUUUUCUUUUGUUCUAGUGGGGCAAUUUAGUGUUGUCACCACUGAAGGGAGACAAUCUGGUACACUUGAAAAAAACAGACACAACAAUGCCUUCUUAUUUGGUGUUUACUGACUGACGUGUUUUAAUGUACUGUAACAUUUCUUCAUAAACGUACCUUUUGUAAAAA
This is a messenger RNA of Dicentrarchus labrax (European seabass), 3645 nucleotides long. It is a transcript of the gene prss12, whose product is annotated as serine protease 12. The coding region runs from base 82 to 2607 and encodes 841 amino acids. The transcript has 13 exons. The record is from RefSeq and is a predicted model, not a curated record. Gene Ontology annotation, molecular function: serine-type endopeptidase activity. NCBI's taxonomy places the organism in Eukaryota, Metazoa, Chordata, Actinopteri, Moronidae. Gene Ontology annotation, biological process: proteolysis. Gene Ontology annotation, cellular component: membrane.